AUGUGUGCCACUGAUCCUAAACCCUGUAAAUAUGGUGACAGUGAAUGUUUAACUAAAACCAUAGAAUAUUUUCUAAAAGAAAAAAAUCAAGGUGAUAGUUCGAUAAAUUUGGUUAAAAUCGAUCCGUUGGAAGUGAAAAAGAUCUCUAUUAAACAAGGUGCUGAAAGUCCAGUCAAUAUUGAUUUAACCUUUACCAACAGUAACAUACAUGGUCUCUCCAAUACCAAAGUAGUGAAAGUCAAAGGAUUUGGCAAAGACAUUAAAGGAAACCAUGAAUUAACCCUUAGAUCAGAGCAAUUAGAUCUUGUGGGAGAUUAUAGUGUUAAGGGUAGAAUAUUGGUAUUACCCAUAACCGGAACUGGCAAAAGCAACAUAACUAUGCUCAAUGUUGAUAUUAUAAUGAAAUUUUCAACUACACCCAUGGAAAAAGAUGGCGCCACUUAUAUGAAAAUCGAUAAAUUUCAAUUGGAACCCGUGCCCAAAGGAAUGAUUUUCAAAAUCGAUAACUUAUUCAAUGGCGACAAGGUGUUGGGUGAUAAUAUGAAUAUUUUCUUAAAUGAAAAUUGGUCCGAAAUUUAUAGUGAAAUAAGCGGUUCGAUUGGUUCAGCAUUUGGUAAAAUAUUUCAUAGUGUUAUUGGUCAUGUUUUCACUAAAUAUCCAUAUGAACAAUAUUUUAAACGUCGUAACGGUUCAAUUGCUUUCUUCAACUUUGAAAUGUUUCUGAAAAUAGUUAUAACGAUUCUAGUGAUUUCAGUGUGUUCGAGUAUUAAAGCGGAUUUUCCUAAUGAUCCUAAACCUUGCAAAUAUGGCGAUACGGAAUGUAUUAAAAAAGUGAUUGAUUCAUUGUUUAAGAAUAAAUUAGAUGGCGAUGACUCAAUAAAUUUGAAAAAACUUAAUCCAUUAGGUGUUAAAAUCGUUAAUAUACAACAGGGUAAAGAAAGUCCUGUUAAUAUGAAUCUUAAUCUGAAAAACAAUCUUGUGUAUGGACUUGAAACUCAAAAGACAAUUAAAGUCAAGGGUUUUGGCAAAGAUUUAACUGGUAAACAUAGCGUUAAACUACACUACAAUUAUAUAAGCGUAGUUGGUGAUUAUGAUAUUGAUGGUAAAAUUUUGAUAUUACCCAUUACGGGUUCGGGUAAAUCGAAUAUAACUAUGGUUGAUGUUAACAUUUAUAUGAAUUUUGUGGGAACUCCGCUGGUGAAAGAUGGUGCCACCUAUUUGCAUAUUGAGGAUAUUAAUCCGGAUGUUGAUCCUAAUGGCAUGAUCUAUAAAGUGGAAAAUCUAUUUAAUGGCGAUAAAGCUUUAGGUGAUAAUAUGAAUUUGUUUUUAAACGAAAAUUGGAAAGAGAUUUAUGCCGAAGUACGUGUUUCGAUAAGUAAUGCAUUUGGUGAUAUCUUUAAGGAUGUUGUUAAUAAUGUUUUCAGUAAAUAUCCUUAUGAAAAAUAUUUUAUCGAAUAAAUUAAUUAUAAAUAUUA
Molecule: messenger RNA, 1475 nt
Organism: Lucilia cuprina (Australian sheep blowfly)
Lineage: Eukaryota; Metazoa; Arthropoda; Insecta; Diptera; Calliphoridae
Product: protein takeout-like
Exons: 9
Coding region: 1-1458 (485 amino acids)
Source: RefSeq, a predicted model, not a curated record